Molecule: messenger RNA, 630 nt
Organism: Gavia stellata (red-throated loon)
Lineage: Eukaryota; Metazoa; Chordata; Aves; Gaviiformes; Gaviidae
Gene: CNPY1
Product: canopy FGF signaling regulator 1
Cellular component (GO): endoplasmic reticulum
Source: RefSeq, a predicted model, not a curated record
AUGGGCAAGUGUUGGUCACUUGGUGCCUCAGAACCCCUCGGUGGCACCUCCAGGUCCCCCACUGUCCCCAGUAGUUUCUGGGGCUGCCGCCUGGUCCCCCUGGAGCUGGGGCCACCUCCCCUGCCUCCGCUGGUCCGUGGAGCCUGGCCAGAGAGCACGGCACUGUUGUAUGACAUUAAGAAGGUGAAUCCAAAGAGGACCAUAGAUGUAGGGUCAUUCCAAGUAAACCCUGACGGGACACAAGAGAGGAGUAAGGUUCCUUCAGCAAAGUCGGAGAGCAACUUAACGGAGUUGUUGGGACAGAAAAGGAGAUGGGAGAGAUUUGCUCCUAGGCAAGAAGAGAAAGAUAUGCAGACGUUAAAAAAAAAAAUCAGGGUUUAAUCUGAUGCUUACAAACCUUUGAAAUUUGGGUGGGAAAGUAUCGUAGAAGAGUAUGAAGACGAAAUAUUCUCACUUAUCGCCCAAGAGGCAGACUAUCUAGCUGACAAGCUGUGCAGUGAAAAAUCAGGGUGCAGUAUGCUGGGGUCUGUUCUCCAAGGCCCAUCCAUGGCCAACCCCAUCCACGGGAGCACCAGCAAGUGCCCAAAGCCAGAUGUGAAACCCACCUGGGCAGCAGCAGGUUCACCAUGA